Molecule: messenger RNA, 1953 nt
Organism: Macrosiphum euphorbiae (potato aphid)
Lineage: Eukaryota; Metazoa; Arthropoda; Insecta; Hemiptera; Aphididae
Source: the annotation of a GenBank genome assembly
AUGUCCGACAAACAGGAACCGAACGGUAAAGGGACUGCUGCUAAUAUAACCGACCAAGAACGCGAUUGGGCUCAGCAAGCAUUGGCUGAAUAUGAACAAAAAAAUUACAAAUCUUGCCUAGAACAUCUGCAGCGAAUCGAAGCUUCGAGACCCAACGAUCCCAAAGUACUGCUCAACAAGGCCAUCGUUGAGUUCUACGAAAACGGCCUGUGCACGUCCGACAAGUUUCAAAAGUCGUUUAUAGAUGUCUGUAAGCAGGUGGAAUUAAAUCUAGAACUGUUGGAUUCUUUAGAAGAUGUUGAAAACUGCAUUUACUAUUAUAACUAUGCCGUGUUUUUGUACCACUUGAAACACUACACCAAAGCACUGGCUAUGAUAAACAAAGUCUACUCAUUUAUAGAAUCUCUAGAGGAAAGUUUGGCUCAUAAAGUAUGCCUACUGAUAGUCCAAUUACAUAUAGACACUAAUAAACCUGCAGAAGCACUGAAAUUGAUUACUUACAUUGAAAGUCAAUUUGUAUCAACAGAUAAUGCCACUAACAUAUUGACUGGUAGUGCAGAUCAAGGGGGUCCUAUACACAAUGAAACGGAAAAAACAGAAAAAAAAGCUAAUUUAGAUGCUGCUACUGAUGCAUUUCGAGUCAGUCUUAUCCAGUAUCGGGUUAGGUCUCUAAUGGAGCUAAAUUCAUUUGACGAGUGUAGUCAACAAUUAAAUACAAUUAAAGAAAAACAAGACUCUAUAACAAUGUUUUUAAUAGGAAAAUUAGAAUACCUUCGUGGCAAUCAUAAAGAAGCACUAGCAAUUUUGAAACAAAUUCCUGUGAAAGAUGACUUUAUAGAGACUGGAGAGUGUUCUUCAGUUUUAAUAAAUAAUAACGUAGCUUGUUUGUAUCAUUACGCUAAAAAACCUACCUUGUCAUUCACGUCUAUUUACAAAGCAAUUGUUCAACACCAAAAGAACAUCAUUGAUGUAACAAAACCUAAUCAAGCUGAAGGUAGUCUAUCAGGUCAACCACUUCAUAUAAUUGGUGCGAGCAUUAAAACUGAGCUUAUGUUCAACUUGGGCAUAAGCCUGUUACAUGCCCGAAAACCCGAAGAAGCAUUUGACUGUCUAAUUGAAGCUGUACAAACUUAUCACAUGAACCCUAGGCUAUGGUUAAGAUUAGCAGAAUGUUGUAUAAUGACUCACAAAAAAAGCAACGACAGAGACUUUGAUUUUAAGAAACCUUAUAUUGAAGGUGUCGUAGGCUCUGGUAAACACAGGAAAAUUAUUUUGAAGUCACAGUUGUUUCCAGACACGAAAUACAGUUGUGAAGCAGUUUCUGCAUCUAUUCCAAUGCCGAGUCUCGAAUUUGGUUCUUUAUGUGUUCGUAAUGCAGUUUUAUUACUUCACAAUGAUACUAUUGACUGCUCACCUUCUCACACACCCAUCAAUACACCACACAAAGACUAUCUUUUUGGCUGCAUUCAAUCAGCUGGAGCAUAUAUAGCCUUAUGUCUAGGAGAUCCAGUGGUUGCAUUGAAGUAUUCACAAGAGUUACUUAAGUCUGACAAAAUCAAUAAAGUUCAUAAAUUUUUAGGACAUUUAUAUGCAGCCGAAGCACUGAUAUUGUCAGAUAAACCAAAUGAAGCCAUAGAUAUGCUAAAAGAGUCCAAUGCGUUUGAUGAUAUUGAACCUGAGAUACAUGAACAGCUUAGAAUUGAACAAUGGAAACCGGACAAACAGAAAUCUGCCAAGGCUGUUCUUUAUUAUAACUUAGCUGUAGCGUUGACACUUAGGGGCGACCUUGAUAAAGCUGGAGAAUUACUUAAACAAAUAUGGCUGUCGAAAAUUGAACAUGUUUCAGUACCUGUUCAUGUAGUCAUAUUGGCUCUAUACAUUCACUUACGAUUAGGCCAAAAAGAAAUUGCAAUCACCUUAAUAAAACAAAAUUGCCCGCAAGCAAAACGAUAG